This is a messenger RNA of Pectinophora gossypiella (pink bollworm), 1282 nucleotides long. It is a transcript of the gene Phb2, whose product is annotated as prohibitin-2. Gene Ontology annotation, cellular component: mitochondrion; membrane. The record is from RefSeq and is a predicted model, not a curated record. NCBI's taxonomy places the organism in Eukaryota, Metazoa, Arthropoda, Insecta, Lepidoptera, Gelechiidae. Bases 128 to 1027 code for a protein of 299 amino acids. The transcript has a single exon. Gene Ontology annotation, biological process: mitochondrion organization.
UUUUUGUUGUCUAUUCCUUUUGUCUGUGGAAAUUGCACAAUUUAACUCGGGUUUAUCGAAGAGGUUAUAAUUCUUUUUUUGGAAAAUUUGUUGAACUGUUUCUAAUUUUACUUUAUAUAGAUAUAAAAUGGCUCAAAGUAAAUUAAACGACAUGGCGGGUAAAUUCGCCAAAGGCGGACCUCCCGGAUUGGGCAUCGGUUUGAAACUUGCGGCCGCGGUUGGUGUUGCGGCUUAUGGCAUCUCACAAUCUGUGUUUACCGUGGAAGGUGGUCACCGCGCUAUCAUGUUCAACAGGAUAGGAGGUGUGCAGCAAGCUGUUAUGAGCGAGGGUAUGCACUUCCGUGUCCCAUGGUUCCAGUACCCCAUCAUUUACGAUAUCAGGUCUCGUCCCCGGAAGAUUUCAUCACCCACUGGUUCCAAAGACUUACAAAUGGUGAAUAUUUCCCUGCGAGUGUUGUCUCGCCCCGACGCUCGCUACCUGUCCACCAUGUACAGGCAGCUUGGCACGGAUUAUGAUGAGAAAGUGCUACCAUCCAUUUGCAAUGAAGUGCUCAAAUCUGUUGUCGCUAAAUUCAAUGCUUCGCAAUUGAUCACACAACGUCAACAGGUUUCGUUGCUUAUCAGGAGAGAGCUUGUGGAGCGUGCUGCUGAUUUUAACAUUAUUUUGGAUGAUGUGUCUCUGACCGAGCUGAGUUUUGGCAAGGAGUACACUGCUGCUGUGGAGGCCAAACAAGUCGCACAGCAAGAAGCUCAGCGUGCUGCUUUCGUCGUGGAAAGAGCCAAGCAGGAGAGACAGCAGAAGAUUGUUCAGGCUGAGGGUGAGGCUGAAGCUGCUGAGAUGUUGGGAAAAGCCAUGGGCAUGAACCCUGGUUACCUUAAGCUGCGCAAGAUCCGUGCAGCUCAGAGCAUCUCUAGAAUGAUUGCACAGUCACAAAACAGAGUCUUCCUUCCUGGCAACAGCUUGAUGAUCAACCUCCAGGACCCUACCUUUGAUGAUCUUUCAGAGAAGUUGACUAAGAAGAAGUAACAUGAGGCUGCGGUAGAGUGCGCAGAGAAUGAGAAGCCAGUGCACACUCUGACCGUGGAUGAAACGGCCAUAAUUAUUAGUGGUACGGCUUCAGUUGACACUUAACAGAUUGUCAAUGUAUUUAAAGGAAAAAGUCAUGUCUACAAAAAAAUUAUCCUUCUUAACUGAACAUGUUGCAUUUUACGUUAUUUAGUUGUAGGUUGAUAUAGUAAGUAUGGGAAUCAUAAUAUGAUUGCAAUAAAAGCUGAAAAAUUC